UACUUAUUUUAUGCUGAAGUUUCGUUCAAUGCAAAAGGCAAAUACGUGACUAUUUACAAACGUCAAAAUAUAAAUGGACCACCCAAGCAGGAAACUCAACAAUCACAAAAAUCCCUAGUCCCAUGAACCAAACUACCCCUUUAAUUUAUAAGAAUUAUGUAUGCUAUUUUAGAAAUCAAUAAUCAAUAAAUAAAAGAUAAAAUAACGAGGCUGCCGGUUCAUUUUGAUGUCUUUGCUCGGUUUUUUCCGGGUUGGGAUGUGUGGAGACUUGAACCGUCUGUAAAAUCAUUGAUUGAUUCUUCAGUGAGGCGAAAAUGGCCGCUACAGGAAAAUGCUUCCUUGUCACUGGCUCUCCUGGUAUUGGAAAGACAACUUUGAUAGUUAGAGUACUCGAAACCCUCAGAAAUUCCAAUCCUAAUUUGAAAGUCCAAGGUUUCUAUACUCGGGAGAUUAGAGAAGGAACAGAGAGGGUUGGGUUUGAGGUUGUGACGCUUGAUGGUCGUAAAGGGAUUCUUGCUUCUAACAAAAUCUCCAGCCCAGAGUCUCUCAGAUGGCCCACUGUGGGAAGAUACAGGGUAGAUGUUGUGUCAUUUGAGUUGCUGGCAUUGCCAGAGUUGCAGGUAAGGGAAGAUACUGAUCUUUUCAUCAUCGAUGAAGUUGGGAAGAUGGAGCUCUACAGUUCCUCAUUCUUUCCAGCUGUACUAAAAGUCCUGCAAUCCAAUAUCCCACUCUUGGCUUCUAUCCCCAUUCCAAAAGCAGGGCGAGAUAUACCUGGAGUUGCGAGGAUGAGAAAUCAUCCAGGCGCUAGAGUUUUCACACUCAAUGCAAAUAACAGGGAUGCUAUGAGAGAACAAAUAUAUUCCAUCUUGGCAGAUAUGGUGCAAAAGCCUUAGAUGAUACAGGGCAUAAUGUUGCAAAUGCUGUUUGCUGUUAAACAAACUUGAAUCUGAUAGUUAAUACUUCCAGAAACUUACCUUCCCUAUAGGUUGCUUAAUCACUCUUUCGUCCUUUGGAGAUGCACUAUUCAAGAAGACAAGAAUGGGAGAAGUGGAAUGUUUCCCUUUUCCCUCGAAAGGUCCAACUUUGAACAUCAUGGGUUGGAAUGCUCAGAACUGCUGCUGCGAUAGAGAGGAAUUGUGAAGAAGAGAGAAAAAUGGAACGAUGUUUUAUAACUCUAACUACAGCCAUCUACCUCUUGUCAAAUUUCACCAAUGUCACAAUCUCAAUUUCUUUUCUCUAUUAGUAUGGUGCUGAAAGACAAAGAUGUUAGCUUACUGACUGUUCUUAUUUGUGGAUUGUAAUCGUGUGCUUGCAGCUCUUCUGUGAACAUUGGAGUUGGGAAAUCAUUUGUAGAUUAUGAUUGAGCUUUUAGUUCAAUUCAUAUCAUUUCCUUUACAUUCACUUUUUUGGGACAUCAAAAAACAAGAAACCAAUAUUUGGAGGUGAAAGUGUGAUGCCUCUUGUUGAAGUUUACAUACUAGGAUCACAAAGGAAGGGACCUAAAGUUUUUACAUGCCAUAUUCAGGAGGAUGUAGACAAAUUUCCUUUUCACUGUUAGUGCAAAACAUCACAAGCAAAUAGAGGAGCAAAUAGAUAGUUUUCCUUUUCACACUGUCA
Messenger RNA from Nicotiana tabacum (common tobacco), 1617 nucleotides. RefSeq lists its product as uncharacterized. Gene Ontology annotation, molecular function: ribonucleoside triphosphate phosphatase activity. Lineage: Eukaryota; Viridiplantae; Streptophyta; Magnoliopsida; Solanales; Solanaceae. The record is from RefSeq and is a predicted model, not a curated record.